UGUUGUCAGCGCCGACCACCAGGUAACGAUUCUCCACACUAUACUUCCUGCCUCUUUUUACCUGCUCGAUGAACACACCUUGAUGUAACAUACGAUGGAGGUGUGCACACACACUCGGAGGUACCACGGUAACCCGAUCAGAUCCCAUGUGCAUUGAAAUUAUGAUCGAGCUCUCCCCCAGCUCCCCAAGUCUCCGCAUUUAGCAUUCCUCUUGAGAACUCGAAGAGCCGAAGUACUUGAAUUUCAUUAGAGUGAAAACACUGGAUAAAGAUGAGUACUCCAGAGUCAGUGGACACUCCAGACAACGCAGUGGUACCAAACAUCAGUGAUAUCUCUGAGAAGACGCGGAACUGGGUGCAGUUCGAGGAGGAGCCCGUGGCGGCAGCCGUGCCAUCGUCAAAGGUUCGGGAUAAUCAUGGACGCCCCGAGGAGUCUCCACCCGAGGUGGUGGCCAUCGACCCCGAGAAGAUAAAAAAAUCCAUCGAGGAGAACGAGGGGAAGAGCCCAAGAGGCAACGAGUACAGUGGAGCUGUGAUAGCAACCGAAUCCGUCCAACUCAAUUUAGACAGAUCGGGAUUGAGCCGAUCAAUAUCCUCGGACAGUCCUGAGAAUAAUGUGCCUUCGGACGGUAAAAUUCCGGACCCAAAAAGUGCCUCUUUGAAGACUAUUGACCUUAGGGAUACGUCCAACGGUAGAAGUCAUGUUAAUAAUGUUAUUAGUACACCAAUUGGCAACAUAAGACGAGGAUUUGCCAAUGGGGACACCAUUGUCACCCUGUUACCCGUAAACACGAGGUGGCCCUGGAUUACACCUGCUAAAUUUCGACCUGAACUUGUGCCGGAGGAGCUUAUGGCUCAGGGACUUACGUUAACAGUGGAAGAUUAUGUCCACAUAAUGGAGUUGCUGGUCAACGACGUGCGCUUCAACAUGUACAACAUCUGCUACAAACGCAUUCUUGUACUGUGGAUCUUCACAGCGUUCGUCAUUCUCCUGGGGCUUUUGUUCUCAGGUAUAACAGGACUGACUCUUUUCGGUCUUGGAAUAAUGUGGCUCAUCAUGAACGCAGCAGCGAUCUUCCUCUGCAUGUUCGUUAAGAUAAAGCUCAAUCAUAAUUUGGAGAAGUGCAUGGCUCAAGUGAAUAAACACCUGUUGCGCCACAAGAUUUUGCUGGGGCUGGAUGACAGAGGGAAGAUAUCGUGUCACAAAGUCAACUUGUGCUUCAUUUAUUUUGACACGACUGAUUGCAUUAAAAAAUUGCAAGAGGUCAUUGAACGAGAAGAACGAGACGGUCGAGUGAUUGGUGGCGAUGAGACGAGCGAAAUGCAACGCCGGAGACAGGAAUUGCAGCAGCGUAUGGACAUUGAUGAUAGUGAUAUCGUUAUUCAAGGCUCCUCCACUACACGACUGUCUCGUAAACAGGAGCGGGCGGAGCUGUUGUUGCUGAGAUAUGCAGCACGAUGGGCUCGUAACUUUGUCAGACACAGGCUGGACCUGGUUGUUGAUUCACAGGAUCGUAACAGGGUCAUCAUUGGAUCUACAGCUUCUCCCCGUCACUGUAUAUUCGCCCGUUGUCCUUGUCAGUUUAUCGAGGAUCAUCUCAAAUGCAAGCCCAAAGCUGGAAGGAAAGUGGAACAAAUAUCUGUGCUAUCACGUAAUCACGCUUUAAAUACUUGAGAAAAAUACUGUGGUUGUGAAAAAUUCGAUAUCCACCGGGCUUCACCUGGUGCUCAUACUUGAGUGAUCCUGCCAUUAGGUAUGAUCCUCCGUACUACGUGAGCCCAUCAAACUGAAGUUUAUAGAUUUUAUUUCCUUAAGUAGUGAACUAUUAGUGGUGGAGUGCUACCAGAAAAUGUUGCAAAUCGAUUUCUCAGGUGAUAAAAGAAUCGCCUUUUAAUGAGAUAAUCGAACAGCUCAUAGAAAGAUCAGUUUUUCCUUACUUCACAAUUCAUUCCAAGGGUGACAAUGAACACUAAUAACAAUAUUUUAUUUGAUCCAAGUACAUAUCUAAAUCAAAAUGGAUAAAAUGGAAGUCGUUGGAGGAGCUCUCAAAUAGUAUUAGAAUAGUUUAUAAGGGAAAAUUUACCAGUGUUGUGAAUGUAGUUAUAGAAAUUAGUUGUUUCUUAAGAAAGAUAUGCCCACAUCCCCAUAGUCGAAACGAAUGUCCAAAUUCAACACACCGGUUAUAGAUAUUUUUUAGACCCGAAAAAACGUUUGAAAAAACUGACAACUUGUCUGAGUUUGAGACAUUCUUCUGUGAUGUGCCGGAGUGUACAAGGGGAACGUGCCUUUAAAUGUAAAUGAGGUAUCACCUGUUCAAUGAGUCAACAAUUGAGCCUUAUCCUCAUGAAAAUUGAUUCUCAUUACGAUUGAAGGAUUAUUCACAAAAUAUUUUGUAUAAUUUUUUUUAGUCACCGAGUGAUCAUGGUACCGUUUAAAAAACUAGAAUUUUCAAAUCUCAUCUUUCUUUUUUUCUCCUCGUAGUAAAAAAAAUCCAGAUUAACUUUUAAGCGGAAAGGUAGGUCAGCUGUUGACUCAUUUGACAUAGAAUACCUCAAAUAUUGAUUGAUAUUAGUUAUCCGUCCAGUCGAUAAGAGAUAUCAUACAAUUCCAAUUUAUGAUGUUGCAAUGACAAAAAGUAUUUGCCUUUCUAUACUUUUUCCUUUAUAGAAAAAUUGAUGGAAAAUGAAAUGAACAUAUCUUUACACGUAUUAUUCAUGUAUAAAGAUUUUAUAAUAAAGUAAAUAAGGUAAUUACAUGAA
Diachasmimorpha longicaudata is the source of this 2759-nucleotide messenger RNA. Its product is annotated as transmembrane protein 268. The transcript has 7 exons. Bases 271 to 1674 code for a protein of 467 amino acids. NCBI's taxonomy places the organism in Eukaryota, Metazoa, Arthropoda, Insecta, Hymenoptera, Braconidae. The record is from RefSeq and is a predicted model, not a curated record.